ACCGGGCAUGAUAGAGCUCCAGUGGACAGCGAAGCGUUAAGGGUCAUUUCUUGCACAGCCAGCACACGAUCGCCCGGUCAGUCUUGCUGUUGAUCGCAGCGCGAAAGGUUCGCCGGGAAAGUAAAACAACCAACAACCGCACAAUCAGUAUGAGUGCACUAUCGACGGUACUGCUGCUAGCGGGACUAGUGGCCUGUGUUGCCGGGCUGCUGACGGACGAAGCCUGCCCACAAGAUGUGACGGCUAUGAGUGGCUUUUCGCUGAACGAUUACGCCGGCCGCUGGUACGAGAUCAAGCGGUACGAGCAGUUCUACGAGAAGGAUCUGGACUGCGUGAUGGCCGAGUAUCAGAAGACGGGCGACAACAGCAUCUCGGUGAAGAAUGGUGCCUUCAGCCUGGCGAACAAUACGCGCGUGGUGGCGGACGGUACGGCCGUGGUAUCGUACCCGGACGAUACGACCCAUCCGGCCAAGCUGAGCGUCGCGUUCUUCGGAGCAAAGCCCGAUCGUAGCAACUACUGGGUGCUGGACACCGACUACACCUCGUUCGCCGUCGUCUGGUCCUGUGAGCCGUUCUUCCGCGAUCCCUCCAAGAAUGUCCUCGGUUUCUGGAUCUUCUCGCGCAACCCAACCUUCCCGACCGACGAAGCGGUGGUGAAGCGCGUGGACGAGCUGGUGAAGAAGUACGCCGACGCGUCCAAGUUCGAAGUGCCGAACCAAUCGGACGAACGAUGCCCCCGAUCUUACGAGAUGUGCCACCAGCGCCGGGCAUGGGAUACGAAGACACAUUGGCUGAAAGCAAGCUUUGACUCACAGUUUAAAGUUACAGCGAUGAAAAUGUUGCAGCAGUUGGUUUGUGGCGCCCUCUUCCUGGCCACCCUAGUACAGGGGACGAUUUUCGAGCGACCGUGCCGUACGGAUGUUGCCGUUGUGCAGGACUUCCAGGUGGAUCAGUAUCUCGGCCUGUGGUACGAUCUGGAACACUACGAGGCCAGCUUUUCGCAGAACACGGAUUGCAUAACGGCCGAGUACAGCCGGUACGCGAACGGUUCGAUCCGGGUGUUCAAUUCGGCCGUCCGGCUCACCGACGGGCUGCUGUACGCCGUGGACGGACUGGCACUGCUGAGCUACCCGGAGGCGGAAGUGCUGGAGGCAAAGCUGAACGUUUCAUUCUACGGUGCACCGAAUGAUCAAUCAAACUACUGGAUAUUGGAUACGGACUACGAGAACUACGCGAUUGUGUGGAGCUGCAAACCGAUCGGAGAGAAACGAUCGUUCGAGAACUAUGGGCUGCUUUCCCGCACCCCAGCGCUGCCGGAGGAUGAGGAGCUGAGGGAGAAGAUUGAAAUGCUUAAGGAGCAGAACGGCAUCAUCGACGAUGAGCUCAUCAUUACGGAACAUUUUGCCGAAGGUUGCAACAAUAAGGUGGAGCACAGCCUUACGACCGCCAACUUACGUGCACCGAAGAAGGACACGUUCAGCUUGCCCUGCACGACCUCCUCGUCCGGGAAGGACAGCACCGCCCGGCCGAGCGCAUUGAUCGACGAUCCGUUGAACAGGUUGGAAGAUGGUUCCGAUCUUGUAGGAGUUACCAUCUCUAUUCACUACACUACCAAGCCCUAUCUUGGCAAGUGGUACGAGCUGGAACGGUACGAGCAGGACUACGAGCGUAACAUGGAGUGCGUGUCGAUCGUGUACCGCUGGCAGCAACCGCUCGAAACGCUCGACUUGAACUAUCGUGGCUAUCUGCCGCACAAUGCCACCGUCAACACCUUCACCGGUAGCGGUGUGUUCAGCCAAGAGCCGGCGCAGGAAACCGCAAAUACUACGGCGCCUACUACGGCUGCGAAGCUGCUCGUAUCGUUUGGCAGAGUGUACAAUGCCACCAACUACUGGGUAGUGGAUACCGAUUACGUCAACUACGCGAUCGUGUACUCCUGCGUGACGUUCGCCGAGAUGGGCCAGGCCGUCGAGGGCUACUGGCUGCUGGCACGCGCACCCAACCUGCCGGACAACCAGACAGUGAUCGAGCGCGUCAAAUACCUGCGCUCCACAUACUUCCAGGUGUCGCACAUGCGCUUCACAAACCACACCGAGGAACUCGCACACAAUAAAGAUGGAAUGAAAACAGAAACUGAAAGUGUGGUUUGUUUGGCGAGGGUCAGCUCGUCGUGCCAGUUUGCCGGUAGCUGUCGUAGCGAUAAGAGCAUCAUGUCGUUCUUAGCCGAUGUACGGUGUUUGUUUGUGGUGCUGGUGGCGGCCGGCUCGAUUGCGCUGGCCCAACGGAUCGUCAGUCAACCGUGCCCGGACCCGGCCAACCGUCCGGUCGUGCAGUAUUUCGAUCUGCAAAGGUACGUUGACGGCCGAUGGUACGAGAUCUCGCGGUACGAUCAACACUUCGAGAAGGACUGUGACUGCGGGUACGCCACGUACACACCGCUGGCGGAUGGGUCGGUGCGGGUGCAGAACUGCUGCGAACGGUUGCCCAACACAACGGUCAAGUGUAGCAUCGGCAAGGCGGUGGUUAGCUAUCCGGACGUGUUCCCGCUGGAAGGCAGAUUUAAUGUCACAUUCGGUGGACCUCCGAAAAACUCCAACUACUGGAUCCUAGACACGGACUAUGACAACUACGCGCUGAUCUACUACUGCAAGAAUCUGUCCGAGAGCAAGUCGGCCGAAGCGGCCUGGGUACUGUCGAAGCAGCGAACGAUCCAUCCGUCGGUGCAGGACACUGUCGACGGGCUGGUGGACAAGUACUUUGUGCGACAGGAUAUGCGCAUCACGGAGCAAAGUCAGAACAAACGUGAGAUGCAACGCUUUGUGAUCUUCCCGCUAGAUCAAUGUAGGGUUGUCGGGAGUGUCCAGAGCGGCUCAAAUCAGUUCGUGGUGUUCAGUGGCGCGCAGUGUAACAGUGCUUGCAGUGGUUUACAUUUUAGCCGAAUUUAUCACUUUCUAAGCCAAACGGCCCCAGUGACCUUCACACGAACAGAAAAGGGGCGUCUAAUUGCCAAACUUGCUCAAAGUGAACAGCGCGCAGCCAGCAUGAAAACGUUCCCUUGUUGGAUGAUCGCGAUGGCGUACCUUUGGUGUGCCGUCGAUGGAAGUCAAGGAGGUCUGCUCACCCUCUCCUGCAUGACGUUUGAGGAGGAUUAUAACUUUAAAGAGGAUAAGUUCGAUGGUACGUGGUACGAGGUGCGGCGGCUGAGCGAUCCCAGCGCCACCCAGCACGAGGACUGUGUGGUGAUGAACUACAAGCUCGGCGAGCAGGGCAGCUUCGAGAUACGGGAAUCGUACCAGGUGGGCGACGAGAGCGAACCGAUCUACCGGAGUGGCAGGGCCGAACCGAAGGUCUUCCAGGACGCUCGCAUUCCCAAAUUUUUCGAGCGCUUCAACACGACCGAUCCGGCCGAUCCGGACAUCUCGAUCGACAUCGUAGCGACGGACUACAGCAGCUACGCGGUCGUGUACUCCUGCACCUCGAUCAAUUCCACGCACCAUCUCGAAUCGGCCUGGGUACUGUCGCGCCAACAGGCCCUCGCGAAGAAUGUGGUCGAGCUGGUGAACCUCUUCCUGGAGUCGCGCUUCACCCGGCCCGAUCACAAGUGGCGUGCGACGGUACAUACGGCCGACUACUGUAAGCCCACGUCCAUCGAGGAGCUGCCGAUGUACGCGGGCGCGGGCACUCGCACCGCCCUCAGCGUGCUGGUCGUCCUGCUGGGAAUGCUGCUGGUUGUGCUGCUAUACUAAGCAGCAUCCCUUCAUUCAUGUUUUAUCCCGCAUCUCCCCCCCCCCCCCCCUAGUCAUAGUGUACGUGUGCGCGCGCCUCGUUAGUGUAAGCUCUUGCAUGUAAACCCCACCAAGGCUGUAUGGAAAGUGAAGUAAACUGUGUACUACGGUCACUGGCCCAGUUCCAGUUCCGCUUGGGCAAAAGUUUGGUGCGUUUGUUGCUG
Anopheles merus is the source of this 3949-nucleotide messenger RNA. RefSeq lists its product as uncharacterized. The coding region runs from base 150 to 3746 and encodes 1198 amino acids. The record is from RefSeq and is a predicted model, not a curated record. NCBI's taxonomy places the organism in Eukaryota, Metazoa, Arthropoda, Insecta, Diptera, Culicidae. The transcript has 19 exons. Gene Ontology annotation, molecular function: pigment binding.